AUGCAGGAUAGACACAGGACAAGUUUCACUCAGAGCACAAAGGCUCCAAGGACACCCCCUUCAAACCCCACAAUGGCCAGGCCUACGACGCUGGGCCUGCUGGUUUCCCCGACCAGCCACGGCCUGCCAACCUGUGUGAUCUGCGUGUGCCUUGGUUCCUCUGUGUACUGUGACGAUGCUGACCUAGAGGACAUCCCUCCUCUUCCCCAGACAACCGCUUACCUGUACGCCAGCUUCAACCGCAGCAGCCAUAUUCGGGCUGGAGACUUCAAAGGGCUGACAAAACUGAAGAGGAUUGACCUCUCUAGCAAUUUCAUCUCCUCCAUCGAUGACGAUGCCCUCCUCCUGCUGCCUGCUGUGCAGGAUCUGAUCCUCCCUGAGAACAAGCUGGCAGCGCUACCUGCACUGCCCACUGGCAUUGAGGUCCUGGACAUCUGCCUGAACCGGCUCCAGAGCUCAGGGAUACAGCCUGAAGCCUUCAGGGCGCUAGAGAAGCUGCAGUUCCUCUACCUGGCCGAUAACCUGCUGGACUCCAUCCCCAGAUCCCUGCCCCUGAGCCUGCGCUCACUACACCUGCAGAAUAACAUGAUAGAGACCAUGCAGAAGGACACCUUCUGUGAGCAGGAACACAAGCACGCCCGGAGGCAGCUAGAAGACAUCCGCCUGGAUGGCAGUCCCAUCAGCCUGAGCCUCUUCCCCAGUGCCUACUUCUGCCUGCCCCGGCUCCCCACAGGCUGCUUCACCUAA
This is a messenger RNA of Physeter macrocephalus (sperm whale), 747 nucleotides long. It is a transcript of the gene OPTC, whose product is annotated as opticin. Lineage: Eukaryota; Metazoa; Chordata; Mammalia; Artiodactyla; Physeteridae. Gene Ontology annotation, cellular component: extracellular matrix. Gene Ontology annotation, molecular function: protein binding. The record is from RefSeq and is a predicted model, not a curated record. Gene Ontology annotation, biological process: collagen fibril organization; articular cartilage development; bone development.